Molecule: messenger RNA, 498 nt
Organism: Aedes aegypti (yellow fever mosquito)
Lineage: Eukaryota; Metazoa; Arthropoda; Insecta; Diptera; Culicidae
Product: eclosion hormone
Exons: 2
Coding region: 129-416 (95 amino acids)
Biological process (GO): ecdysis, chitin-based cuticle; neuropeptide signaling pathway
Molecular function (GO): ecdysis-triggering hormone activity
Source: RefSeq, a predicted model, not a curated record
CAAUCCUAAACCCGAAAGCCGUUAGAAAUGUGUAUAAAAGCGAUGAAUGGCACGAUGUCCCAGCAUCAGUUUCCAUUGUUCAAAUCCACCAGUAGACCCAAAAGGAUUGUCAUCUAUAGAUUCCAAGAAUGAACUCCAAAAUCAAUCUGAUGGUCAUUCUAGCGGUGCUCUGCACCGUGGCUCUUAUUGAAAAUGUGCAGUCCAAUCCAACCGUUGAUCUCUUCGGGGGAUACGAAAUCAUCUCGGUGUGCAUGACCAACUGUGCCCAGUGUAAGCGCAUGUUCGGAACGUUCUUCGAUGGGCAGCUGUGUGCCGAGGCGUGUCUCGAGUUCAAGGGCAAGAUUAUUCCCGACUGCGAGGACAUCGGAUCGAUUGCCGGCUUCCUGAACCGGGCCGAGCUGAAAAAGUUUGCCUAAAAUGAAAUAGAGCCAUGGAAACUAUGAAUGUUAAUUGCGAGACGUUAGACACUAGACGAUUAAUAAAUUGAAAAUACGAUUA